AUGCUCGAGAAGGCUCAGAUCGAGCAAACCGAGGACAAGGACUCCAUCCUCAAGAUCGAACCAGAAGAGGAGAAGCGUCUCGUCAGGAAGCUCGACCUCAGGAUUUUGCCCAUCACUUGCUUUCUCUACCUCCUCGCAUAUCUGGAUAGAUCAAAUCUGGGAAAUGCGCGUCUUCAGGGUCUGCCUGCAGACGUACUCGGGGGCGACCCAACAGGCUUGCUCUUUGAAUGGGUCAACUCAGCGUUCUUCUUUUCUUAUAUUAUCUUCCAAGUACCAGCCACCGUCGUCUCAAAGCUCUUUCCACCAAGCUAUUGGAUGGCGGUGGCGGCAGCCGGUUGGGGCAUCUGCUCGACACUCGCAUCAACUGCGUUCAACUUCGGUGGCCUUAUAACCGUCCGUGUGGGCCUAGGUGUUUUCGAGGCAGCCUUCGGACCCUCAAUACCCCUGUACUACUCCUUCUUCUACACCCGCAAUGAGAUGGGUCUUCGUCUCGCAUACUGGUUUGGCUUCGCCGCCGUGGCAGGUGCCUUCGGCGGUCUGAUCGCCUAUGGCGUCCAACAAGCUGAAGUGCCCAUUGAAAACUGGCGUUUGCUCUUCAUCAUCGAGGGUAUCCCGGCCGUUCUCCUCGGCCUCCUCGCAGCCUUCGCCCUCCCCAACCGUCCUGAGGCGACAAAUUUCUUCAACGAGCGCGAGCGCGUCAUCGCCCUCGAACGUAUGAACCGUGGUACUCGUGCUGAUACUGGUGCUGUCAUCAACAAGGGCCACAUCAUCAAGGCUUUGAAAGACUGGAGGAUCUACACUUGCGGUAUCAUUUACUUUGGCGUCAACUGCGCUCUUGGCUCUCUUGGCGGCUUUUUGCCGACCAUCAUUGCGUCAUUUGGCUACACCAACGCCCGUGCGCAGCUGCUCACGGUACCUCCGUAUGCCGUCGCCGCCGUCUUCCUCACCGGCAUCUCGUGGUUCACCGACAGACUCCAGUCGCGCGGGCUCACCGUCGCGGGUUCGUGUGGGCUCGGCGCGCUGGGAUACUUGCUUCUCGUCGUGUCGCUGAACGACCACGUGCGGUACUUUGCGGUGUUCUGCAUCACCACGGGGACGUAUACCUCUAUUGGGAUUAUCAUCGCGUGGUUCGCGCACAAUCUAGGCUCAGAGACGAAGAAGGCGGCGGGCAUUCCCAUGUUCAUGGCUAUUGGCCAGGGCGGGAGUAUCCUUGGCUCGCAUAUCUACCCGACUACCGAUGCGCCACGAUACAUUCUCGGAAACGCUGUCUGCUGCGGGCUUGAGGGCCUCGCGAUGAUCCUCUCCAUUGUCCUUUACCUCUCCUUCAGGAUGGAGAACAACCGCCGGAACAGGAAGUACGGUGUGCCAAACCCCGACGACCCGGUCGACACCGCCGAGCUUGCCGACAAGGCGCCCAUGUUCCGGUACAUUCCUUGA
Molecule: messenger RNA, 1437 nt
Organism: Coniophora puteana RWD-64-598 SS2
Lineage: Eukaryota; Fungi; Basidiomycota; Agaricomycetes; Boletales; Coniophoraceae
Product: MFS general substrate transporter
Exons: 12
Coding region: 1-1437 (478 amino acids)
Biological process (GO): transmembrane transport
Cellular component (GO): membrane
Molecular function (GO): transmembrane transporter activity
Source: RefSeq, a predicted model, not a curated record